Phanerochaete carnosa HHB-10118-sp is the source of this 792-nucleotide messenger RNA. RefSeq lists its product as uncharacterized. The transcript has 3 exons. Lineage: Eukaryota; Fungi; Basidiomycota; Agaricomycetes; Polyporales; Phanerochaetaceae. The coding region runs from base 1 to 792 and encodes 263 amino acids. The record is from RefSeq and is a predicted model, not a curated record.
AUGGCUGCCGUCUGCGACCCUCACUUCCACUUAUUUGAUGCCAGUGGUGACCUCGUUCUGUACUCGGCUCCGAGGAGGACAGGUGUGUCUGCGCAUGAGAUGUAUGACGGUGUACCUCUUGUCCAGCUGACGGACAGUGUGGAGGACCUCCAGCCACUUAUCGAAGUCCUGUACAACCCCAGACACGCCGGGACGUAUGAAGCGAUUCUCAGUUCUCUCUUUGUCCAGCGCUGGGACCCAGACAUGCCCCUCAAGCUCUCGAGUGCGAUGAAGCUUCAAACGGAAACGCGGCCCCCUUCUCGGACUGACCGCGCUCCGCGGCUGAGGUCGCCGCACUGGAGCCCGGGUGCCACCACUGCGGCCAAGACCUCGCUGCCAAGUGGUCAGACAAGCGCAUUUCGGGCCUGCAUCCGCCAUUCGUCGGCCCGAGAUCAUGGCAUUCUGACCAUUCUGCUGUUCGCAUUCUCCACGCUCACGGCGAUUAGCAACGACAAAGAUUGGGACAACGAUGCAGAAAGAUGCGGCCACGCGAACGCAACCCGGCGCUCGUACUGCGCGCUAGCACCUACUAUCAACGGCCCCUGGCAAUCAACCGGGUGCUCGCCAACUGUCUCAUGCUUAUCAUUAACCGGCAUGCCGACUCGCGGAAGCCGCUCUCCUGAAUGCUCUACUACGACCAUGGAGUGCGAACGAGCUUGCAGAUUUAUGAAGAGGCGAGAUGAAGAGGCGAGAUCCUACACAGCGCGUCUAACAUGGCCUGCAAGAGUUGCCCUAACCCGUUGGGACUACUAG